Pyricularia pennisetigena is the source of this 1605-nucleotide messenger RNA. RefSeq lists its product as uncharacterized. The record is from RefSeq and is a predicted model, not a curated record. Bases 1 to 1605 code for a protein of 534 amino acids. Lineage: Eukaryota; Fungi; Ascomycota; Sordariomycetes; Magnaporthales; Pyriculariaceae. Gene Ontology annotation, biological process: carbohydrate transport; transmembrane transport. Gene Ontology annotation, molecular function: carbohydrate:proton symporter activity. Gene Ontology annotation, cellular component: membrane. The transcript has 8 exons.
AUGUAUGUUGUGGGAAACAUCUACCUCAUCGCCGCCAUAUCGGUGAUUGGCGGUGCGCUUUUCGGUUUCGACAUCUCUUCCAUGAGCGCCGUAAUAUCGACUCAACCAUAUCUGUGCCGAUUCAACGAACUUGGAUUCAAUGAGAAUGGUUCCUGCAAGGGUCUGCAUGAGGACGUCCAGGGCGGUGUCGUGGCUGCAAUGCCCGGUGGCUCUCUUAUCGGUGCCAUGGUCUCCGGUUUCCUUUCCGACCACUUUGGACGCAAGCCAACUAUACAGAUCGGAGCUGCUAUAUGGUGUGUUGGCUGCGUGAUUACGGCCGCUGCCGUCAACGUGCCUAUGUUGGCUAUCGGCCGUGUCAUCAAUGGCUUCUCUGUUGGCAUCUGCUCUGCCCAGGUUCCCGUCUACAUUUCUGAGAUUUCCAAGCCCUCGGUUAGAGGACGCAUGAUAGGCGCCGUUCAGUGGGCGAUUACAUGGGGUAUCGCCAUCAUGUUUUUUAUUUGCUAUGGCUGCUCCUUUAUCAAGUCAGAGGCGGCUUUCCGUCUGCCGUGGGGUAUCCAAGCCGUCCCGGCCGUUCUCCUAGGAAUAGGCCUCAUCUUCCUUCCUGAAUCUCCCAGAUGGCUAGCCAAGCAAGACAGAUGGGAGGAUUCGCUAGCGGUCCUGGCCCGCACACACGGAAACGGGGACCCCAACGCUCCCUUCGUCGUCAAGGAAAUGGCCGAGAUCCGGGAAGUGGUCGAGUUUGAGCGCGCCAACGCCGAUGUCUCCUACCUGGAGCUUUUCCGCCCCAAGAUGAUCGUCCGGACCAGCAUUGGAGUGGCAACGCAAAUUUGGAGCCAACUGACCGGAAUGAAUGUUAUGAUGUACUACAUUACCUACGUCUUCACCAUGGCCGGUCUCGGAAGUGAUGUCCUCCUGCCCAGCGGCAUCCAGUUCAUCAUCAACGUGGUCAUGACGGUGCCCGCUCUCAUAUGGAUGGACAGUUGGGGUCGCCGCCCUACGUUGCUGGUUGGCGCCGCUCUCAUGUGUCUCUGGCUAUGCAUCAACGCCGGUCUAUUCGCGACCUACAGCCGCCCGCCGCGACCCGAGGACAACUUCACUUCAGCGUCAAUGUCGAUGAAGAUCGAGGGGGCUCCGGCCAAAGCCGUCAUCGCUUCGACAUACCUGUUUGUCGCAUCUUUCGCAUGCACCUGGGGUCCGACAUCUUGGGCCUACCCGCCUGAACUCUACCCUUUGAGGCUCAGGGGCAAAGCCGUCGCCCUUUCGACCGCAAGCAACUGGACUUUCAAUUUUGCCCUUGCGUACUUUGUACCUCCCGCUUUCGCAAACAUCACAUGGCGCACCUAUGUCAUUUUUGCCGUCUUCUGCGCCACCAUGUUCAUUCAUGUGUUUUUCUUGUUUCCCGAGACGGCCAAUAAACCGCUGGAAGAGGUUUCCGAGCUGUUUGACGACACCAAACCCGGCGCGAUCCGGCUCAUCGGCACCCCGGCAUGGAAGACGCACAACACACGCAACUCGGCGAGGCGCGUCGAGCGCAACGAGCUGGACGUCGAGGACAAGGUGGGAGGCACCCCGCCAGCGAUUGAGCAGAAGGAGAAUGUUGCAUAG